UACAGGAGAAGAGGCACCCUGAACAGCAGUACCCCAAUGCCAGCCGCAAGCGGGGCUAGCUCAGGGUGUGGUGGGUGAAGCAGCUCUGGGAUCCAUGAGGCGUAGGUGACAGUAGCGCCGGACUCCACUGCUUUGGAGCCUGCCCAGUCGAAUUUGGGAGCCAGCGAGGGACCUGACCGCAGUACACUGGCAACCAGAAGAUGCCCAAAGGUAGGGAGGCAAUGGAUACUGCUUAAGUUCAGAAGAUCCUCUGGCCGUUGCUGGCUCAAGUUUCCCCCAGAGACAUCCAAAGCCUCAGUGUUCUCAUCUGUAAAAGAUGUGAUUGUUAUGAAGCUUCCAUAAGGUAAGUGCGUAAAAACCAUGGCAAGAUGCUUGUAACUUAAAAGAGAGGGUUUCUCUGAGGCUUCUAUAAGGUAACUGUGUAAAAAUCUGGACACAAUACCUAUAAUUUUUUAAGUGUUCAGUGUACGGAGAAGGAGGAUUUUUUUUCAUCCAAUUUUUAGAAUGAGUUUAUAAGAUUGGUGAUACUCAUGUAUCUUUGACAAUCAAACCAAUGAACAGAAAAAAUAAAUAGCUCACCAAAGUCACAAAGCAGUUCACAAUGCAUUCACUGGGUAAUUUCCAGUUAAAAGGAGCAAUGAGGAUCACAUUGAAAAUUGUGUAUUAUGCGGUAGUUUUCUCUUACAUAAUCCUCUUGGUGUUAUGAAACCACAGAUUCUAAGUUGCUCUAUCAAAGUGAUCAUUAGGAAAAUGUGAUAUACUUCAUGUGUAAAUUUUAGAAAAUUUCUUCUCUUAGUCUUGUUAAUUUGAUUGAACAUAUUUGUUAUUUUCAAAAGUGUAAAUGGAACAUAUGUGGAUUGGGGAUAUAUGUGUGUAUAUGAAAUAUGACUUGACAUUAUAGAGUAGGCUUAGCUCAUGGCAAUGUUUUUUUCUGAAAGCACCUGCAGAAAUCACUCUUAUUUCUAGUUUGUUAAUGUUUCAGAGAUUAUGGGGGAAAAGGGGUUCUAUGGAUCUCAGACACUGCAUGAGGUAGAUUUGGUUUCAGUAAUUUUAGCAACAUUCAUUGUAAGGUGAUGAUCCCUAGGAACUUCUUCACAGUGAGAAACCUGAAAGGUCCUAGCAGCCAGCAAUGAAUGAAAGGUGGGGUGGGGCUGCUGGCAGGGUGGGGCCUUGUGAGCCAUGUGCCUGUGCUCUCAAGUUCCAAGUUUGUGGGGAUGCAUGCAGGGGAUUCUGGACCUGAUUGUUUCCCCUGAACCAGGAUGUGGUCUGGUUGGCAGGGCAACUGGCCUUCACUUGGUGGCCUUCAGUGGGUGCCCUCAUUGGUUGCCUUCAGUUAGUGCCCUCAGUUGUUACCCUCAGUUGUUUCUCUUCAGUUGGUGGUCCUCAGUUGGUGGUCUUCAGUUGUUGGGCAGUUGUGGAGGGAGGAUGAAUCUGUGGUCUCUCUGUCCCAGUCACAGCUCUCAGGCUUGUUGCCUCCAGGCCCUUCUAAAAUAAACCACACAGGUUGGCAAGGUUUUUUUAGCAGACACUUCAACUCAUGGUAUGGGGGUGACACAGGGUGAGGGCUGCUAGUGCAAUGCUGCCCCAUAGCCCAGGGCUGCCCUUGCCAGCAAUGCUUUUGCCAGGAGGAGGCUAGAGGUGUUCAGCUCUGCAGACUUGGGGGCAAGCGAAGGCCCAAGCUGCCGGAGAAGAGCAGGGGUGCCCCGUGGGGUCCACACUGAACUGUCGCACGUGCACCAAAGGCAACCCCAAUCAGGGCUGGCAUAAGAGUUCUGCAGAGCCAGCCCGUGGCUCUGACAUCCACCAGCGUACAGACAGUGAAGACACAGGAUGCGAUAUACAGGAGCAGAGGCACCCGGAACAUGCUGUCCCCCAAUGCCAGCCACAAGCCAGGCCAGCUCAGGGUGCGCUGGGUGAAGCUCUCCUGAAGCUCUGAGAUCCACGAGGUGGAGGUGGCUGUAGCACAGGACUCCACUGUUUUUGAGGCUGCCCAACUGAAUUUGGGAGCCAGCGAGGGUCCUGACAGCAGCACAUUGGACACCAGAAGAUGCCAAAAGGUAGGGAGGUGACGCACACCACUUAAGUUCAGGUGCUCCUCUGGCUGCUGAUGGCCUACGGUUCCCCAAGAGGCAUCCAAAGCCUCAGUUUUCUCGUCUAUAAAAGAUGUGAUUGUUAUGCGGCUUCCCUAAGGUAAGUGUGCGAAAACCAUGGCAAAAUGUUUGUAAUGUAAAAGAGAGGGUUUCUAUGAGGCUUUUAUAAGGUAAAUGUGUAAAAAUCUGGACACAAUACCUGUAAUUUAGGUCACUGUAACCUCUGCCUCCUGGGUUCAAGCGAUUCUCCUGCCUUAGCCUCCUGAGUAGCUGGGAUUAGAGGCUUGUGCCAUCAGGCCCGACUAAUUUUGUCAUUUUUAAGAGAGACGGGGUUUCACCAUAUUGGUCAAGCUGAUCUCGAAGUUCUGACCUCAGGUGAUCCACUCAUAUUGGCUUCCCUAAGUAGUGGGUUUACAGGCAUGAGCCACCAUCCCCAGCCAAAAAUUUCAUUUAUUGAUCAACAACCCUUUUUCUAAGGAGAUGCUUGUGGUCUAAAUAUGCAGAUUCCCAGUCAUUACCAAGAAGAAGGGAAUGACUGCAAGGCAACCUGGGAGGGAGUUUAGGAUUGUUCUGAGGCUGUGAAAGUCAUUGAAAUUCACACGUAAGAGGAUAGAGAAAGGGAAUCCACAUGUUUGAUCCCUCCAUGUACGGGGUAUAACUUGGUCUUCAUUAAGUUGCACCACUUUUGGCAUCAGAGAGAACUGGAUUUGAAUCCCACUUCCAACACUCAUUAGGACAUGAUCGUGAAUGUGUCUUUAACUCCUCAGAGCCUCACUUUGCUUAUCUAUAAAAGAGGGGAUUCUUAUGAGGCUUCCAUAAGGUAAAUGAGUAAAAAUUUGGGUGGACAAAAUGCCUGUAAUUUAAAAGAUAGGGUUGUUAUGAGGCUUCGAUAAGGUAAGUGUGUAAAAAUCUGGACAUAAUGUCUAUAAUUUUGUUAGUGUUCAAUAUAUAGAGAAGGAUUAUUUUUCUCUCCUUUAAUUUUUAGAGCAAGUUUAUAAAAUGGUGUUACUCAUAUUUUUGAGAUAAUCAAACCAAGAAUCACAAAGAUUAAAUGAGUCGCCAUAGUCACAAAGCAGUUCACAAUACAUGUCCUGGGUAUUUGCCAGUUAAAAGUAGCAAUGAUGAUCACGUUUAAAAUCUUGUAUUAUGUGGUGCUUUUCUCUUACGUAAGCCUCUUUGUUUGUUGAAGCCAUAGAUUCUAAGUUGUUGUAUCAAAGUGAUCACUAGAAAACUGUGAUAUACUUAGUGUAUACAUUUCAGAAAAUGUCCUCUAUUACUCUUGUUAAUUUCACUGAAUAUGUGUGUUAUUUUAAAAUAUGUAAAUGGAGUAUAUGUGGAUUGAAUAUAUAUGUAUAUAUAUAUAUGAAAUAUGAUUUGACAUUUAGUGUAGGUGUACCUCAUGGCAAUGCAAUGUGUUUUUCUGAAAGCACAUGCAGAAAUCUGUCAUUUCUCAGGUUGAAAAAUCUCAGAGGUUACAGGGGAAAGGGGGUCUCUGAAUCCCAGAUAGUAUAUGAGGCAGAUUUGGGUUCAGUAAUUUUAGCAUCAUUCAUUGUAAGGUGAUGAUCCCUAGGAACUUCAUCACAGUGAGCAACAUGAAAGGUCCUAGCAGCCAGCAAUGAAUGAAAGGUGGGGCGGGUCCACUGGCAACGUAGGGCCUUGUGAGCCUGGUGCUUGAGCUCUCAAUUCCAAGUUGGCAGGACACAUGCAAAGGAUUCUGGGCCUGAUGGUUUGCUCUAACCAGGAUGCGUUCUGGUUGGCAGGGCAACUGGCCUUCACUUGGUGGUCUUCAGUGGGUGCCCUUAUUGGCUGCCUUCGGUUGGUGCCCUUGGUUGGUACCCUCAGUUGGUACCCUCAGUUGUUUCUCUUCAGUUGGUGGUCUUCAGUUGUUGGGCAGUGGUGGAAGGAGGAUGAAUCCGUUUGUGCUUUCUCCUUCCCGAGUCACAGCUCUCAGGCUUGUUGCCUCCAGGCCCUUCUAAAAUAAACCAGACAGGUUGGCAGUUUUUUUUUUUAGCAGACAAGUCAGCUCAGAGUAUCGGGGCAACAUGGAGUGCAGGCUGCUAGUGCAGUGCCGCCCCAUGGCCCAGGGCUGCCCGUGCCAGCAAUGCUUUUGCCAGGAGGAGGCGAGAGGUGUUCAGCUCUGCAGACCUGGGGGCAAGCGAAGGCCCAAGCUGCCUGUGAAGAGCAGGUGUGCCCCAUGGGGACCACACUGAACUGUCACAUGUGCACCAAAGCCCGCCCCAGUCAGGGCCGGCACAAGGGUUCUGCAGAGCCAGCCUGUCGCUCUGACCUCUACCAGCAUACAGACAGCAAAGACGCAGGAUGCAAUAUACAGGAGCAGCGGCGCCCAGAACAUGCUGUCCUCCAAUGCCAGCCACAAGUGGGGCCAGCUCAGGGUGUGGUGGGUGAAGCCAUCCUGCAGCUCUGUGAUCCACAAGGCAGAGGUGGCAGUAGUGCAGGACUCCACUGCUUUGGAGGCUGCCCAGUCGAAUUUGGGAGCCAGCGAGGGUCUUGACAGCAGCACAUUGGACACCAGAAGACAACCAAAGGAAGAGGAGCGGAAGACCUUCUGGUGUGGACUGGGCAGCAAUUCACUUGCAGGAGAAACAGCCCGGGUGUGGAGAGGUGGCCAUCCUUUGCGGGAUCAUUUCUAAGGAGCCAAGAAAUCAAAAUAGAACUUCUUCCAUCUGAUUCUCUAACAACGGCAGACCUUCCAUGAGACAAGCUUUGUGUCAAAAGGACAAAUUAAAAGGACCUAUAAAUGGCACCACCCAGCCCAAUGGACAGAUGCCCCAGGCUGCAGAUUCUGUCAGUGCUGUUCUCGAGGAGGCCCAGGCACAUGCUGAAACAUACAAGUAUAAGAAGCCAGCCCUCGGAAACCACCAGGAGCCAGGAGCAUCCCGGCCCCGCAGGGCCCCAAGUUCAGCCUGCCCCACCCCCUCUGGUGCAGAGGUCCUGGGACACCAUCUGCAGCCCCGCCACGCCCUUCAAAGUCAAGGGCACAGGGGGCUGGGGCUUCCCCACCCGGCCUGCCGACUUCCUGAUGCCCCAGCAGCCGCCGCAGCCACCGCCACGGUCCCUGGACUACCUAGAGCUCCUGCUGCCGCCCCCGACUUCAUGGAGGCCCCCCAGGACUUCGUGCCCCCUCCCCCUGCGGUCGCCAAGAGGCCUCCUAUGCCCCACCCCCACAAGAGGCACGAAGCAUGAAUGUUCAGAAGCCGCAAAUGAAUAAAAUAAAUGAAUAAAA
This is a messenger RNA of Pongo pygmaeus (Bornean orangutan), 5334 nucleotides long. RefSeq names its product amyloid beta A4 precursor protein-binding family B member 1-interacting protein-like. The transcript has 4 exons. The record is from RefSeq and is a predicted model, not a curated record. Bases 4803 to 5294 code for a protein of 163 amino acids. Lineage: Eukaryota; Metazoa; Chordata; Mammalia; Primates; Hominidae.